Messenger RNA from Dentiscutata erythropus, 1653 nucleotides. The record is from the annotation of a GenBank genome assembly. NCBI's taxonomy places the organism in Eukaryota, Fungi, Glomeromycota, Glomeromycetes, Diversisporales, Gigasporaceae.
AUGGACAAUUCUUCAGUUUUCGCAUUUCAUUCAUACGAUCCUUUGUAUCCCAGUGUAAAGUUUACUCAGAAGCUACAUAAUCAAAUUACAAGAAGUAAUAGCCUUCAACCAAAAAAAAAUAGUGUAAUUAAUUAUCAUUCAACAACGAAAAAAAAUGAUCCGAGACUUGACUCAGCUAUAAGCAUGCCAUCCGCAAAACAAUCCACAACAAGUUACGAUACAUCUAAAGGUGCUACGUUUUAUAUUAAAAGUAAUGAGAGUUUGGAACGAUGGGUUGAUGACUUGUUGAAUGAGUUUGAUAAGGCUAUGUCUGUAAAUUUAAAUACCGACAUUCGCCGAGAUAAUAGUAAAAGAGUUAAAGAGUUAAUUAAACAGAUCGAUGACAGACUUAGUAGAAAUAUAACGAACGAUAUUGAAGGUCUUCGGGAGUUUGUUCGCGGAAAGAAAUUUGACUAUGAACUAAAGUUAAAAAACGAAUCUUCAAAUUUUCAUGAUAUAAUAGAUGAGACGUUAUAUGAAAAUGAUAGUGCUGAGAAAACAAUUUCUGUUAAUCGAUCAAAUGACACUACAAAAGUGCAGCAGUCUGUGUUGAAUUUAUCAAAUUUAUCAAAAAAACAGCCAGCGAGGAUCCGUGUGGCAAAGUUUAUAAGUAAAGUUAUCGCCAAAAAAUCAUGCAUAGUGGAAAAAGAUACACAAACAGUAGAUAGUUGUAACUGUUGCCCGACUCCCCAAGAUACACGAAUAUCCAAUAACGAUCAAAUUGAUCCUGCUAGGAGUAGAAUAGAAACUGCACGAAAACAGAAUUCGCAUAUUGUUGGUACGAUUGUAAAACGAAAUAAAUAUGAGAGACUUUUGAAUGGUCGAUAUUUUAUUGAUAAAAAAAAUACUGUUGGUGAAGGGCAUCAUGGAAAAGUUUUCAAGGGUGUGGACCUUCAUAAUAAUGCGAGUGUCGCAGUGAAAUGUUUGAAAAAGCAAUUUACAUGUUCGAUAGGACGAUUCCAAAUUGCUGAUAAAAAACAAAAAAAGAGAAAUGCAGAAAUAAUACAUGAAGUGCCACUUUUAGAUUUAGUAGAAACCCCGCGAAAAGUAUAUUAUAUAAUGCCUCUUGCAAAUAAAGACCUAAGCGAUGUGAUUUAUCGUCGUCGAAUGAGUGAACAUUGUGUUCGAGAACUGAUGAAACCUAUAUUUGAGGCUGUUAAAGGUUUACAUGAUUCUGGAUUUGUUCAUCGGGAUAUUAAGCCCGAAAAUAUAAUGUUAUAUCAAGAUGGAUUUGCAAAACUCGGUGAUUUUGGUUUAUCUACCGAGUUUGGUUAUCACUCUGGAUUACAGGUUGUUGGAACACCUGCUUUUGCUGCUCCUGAAGUUCUAGGUCAAUUUCAUAGAACAGAUAAAUUGGCUUGGUUAAAUUACAAACGUGCAGAUUUAUGGUCAUUAGGCGCGACAUUAUACGUUAGUCUUGCAGGUCGAUAUCCUUUUGAUGAAAAUCAUCCAGUAUCUGAACAAUUAGUAUCCAGUAUACCAUUUCCAGAACGUAGAUUCAAACAUUAUUCAUCCAAUGCUGUCGAUUUAAUACAAAAAUUAAUGGUUUUUGAUCCUUUGAGGCGAAUUUCUAUUGACGACGCUUUACAGCAUCCAUUUUUUACAAAUGAAUGA